UUUAUAGUAUCGUACUUAACUUGUUUAUGGAGAUGGCUAGAUCAUCUGUACCUCUGAUCGCUGUAUUGUGUGUUUCACUACUACCACUUGCGGCCAUGGCGAUUGGAACGCCAUUCCACAUUGAAGGAUGUGUGUACUGCGACACUUGCCGCUUUGGAUUCGAGACAGUCGCCACCAAAUAUAUCAUCGGGGCAAGAGUGAGGAUAGUGUGCAAAGACAGAGUGACACUUAAACAGGAGGUGGUUGGUGAGGCGGUGACGGGACGCGGAGGAAUCUACAAGGUCGCCGUCGAAGGAGACCGACAAGACCAGCAAUGUAUUGCGGAGCUCGUCCAUAGUCCUCUCCGCAAAUGCCAAGUGGCCGAUCCUGGUCGCAGCACGGCCACCGUUAUCCUCACGCGAUCCAACGGUGCCGCAUCCACUCGCCACUAUGCCAACGCCAUGGGCUUCUUCCGGGACGAACCACUCCGUGGUUGCGCCGCUCUCCGCAGAUACUACCUCGCCGACGGUGAUUCCCGGGCUAUUUGAGUCAUUUUUCUCACCUUAUAUGUUCUUUCUUGACAAAACAAAAAGCGUUUUGUUUGUUUUGUUUGCGUAAUGUUGUUCUUCAGUCUCUAAAGUUGGUUCGAGGUACAUCUAAUUAAGAAACUAUAUAAAAUAAAGCAUUGCAAUCUUAUA
Raphanus sativus (radish) is the source of this 677-nucleotide messenger RNA. Its product is annotated as protein DOWNSTREAM OF FLC. Lineage: Eukaryota; Viridiplantae; Streptophyta; Magnoliopsida; Brassicales; Brassicaceae. Bases 27 to 527 code for a protein of 166 amino acids. The record is from RefSeq and is a predicted model, not a curated record. The transcript is spliced from 2 exons.